AUGCUACCCUUUGAUCCAUUGACGAAGACGAAUAUCUUCCACUCCGAUCUCGUCACAAGGCACUUGGCUGCGAACAUCUCCCUCGUCGGUUUUGCUACCAUACUCGUUGUGUUGCGGUUCAUUACGAGACGCAUCUGCGGGACUAAGAUAUGGUGGGAUGACUUUGCCGCAGUCGUUUCACUGAUCUUCACUAUUGGUGGGUACAAGCCGGUCAGGGCGCAACGCCCACACGAUGCGAUACCAUACCGUUGGACCGGGACACUAACCAGCAACGCAGGCAUGCUCGCAAUGCACAUCACAGACGCGAAUUACGGGAUGGGAUACCAGACCAAAGAACUACCCAUUGCCAACAGCAUCUUUCUAGCUAAGCUGCUCAUAGCUUACCAAGCCGUGUACUACGCCGCCGUCUCCAGCGUCAAGCUAUCCUACCUCUUGUUCUACUUACGCUUUUUCACACUAAAGGAACAUCGUAUCUGGGUUUGGAUAUGCAUGGGCUUGGUCGUUGCGUACUGGCUCGGUAGCAUGCUUGCGACUUUUCUUUUGUGUACGCCUCUCGAGGCGAACUGGAACCCUCUUUUGGCCAAAAAGUACUGCCCGGAUCACAAACACAGCACGGCGUUCGUUGCGACUGGCAUCUUCAACAUGAUAACCGAUCUGAUCAUCAUCCUGUUACCCAUACCAUUCAUCCGAAAACUACAAAUGACUCGUGGUGCCAAGAUUGGCUUGGUGGCGAUCUUUGCAAUAGGUCUACUGUACGAGACUCUUGGAGCUGCUUGUCUAGUUCAUGUCAGCUAA
Molecule: messenger RNA, 795 nt
Organism: Alternaria conjuncta
Lineage: Eukaryota; Fungi; Ascomycota; Dothideomycetes; Pleosporales; Pleosporaceae
Exons: 2
Coding region: 1-795 (264 amino acids)
Source: RefSeq, a predicted model, not a curated record